Messenger RNA from Sclerotinia sclerotiorum 1980 UF-70, 1401 nucleotides. RefSeq lists its product as hypothetical. The record is from RefSeq and is a predicted model, not a curated record. Gene Ontology annotation, molecular function: transmembrane transporter activity. Bases 1 to 1401 code for a protein of 466 amino acids. Gene Ontology annotation, biological process: transmembrane transport. NCBI's taxonomy places the organism in Eukaryota, Fungi, Ascomycota, Leotiomycetes, Helotiales, Sclerotiniaceae. The transcript has 5 exons.
AUGGUGUCUGACAAGUCGGAAGUGCUAGAUACUUCGAUAUCUUCUGACAAUGAAGCUUUGCCUGUGCUCAGGGAAAAGCGGCCUGUAAAAUGGUACCGCUCAACUCUUUACAAUGCCAUCAUCCUCGGCAUUUGUAACUUCCUGGCCCCAGGUAUCUGGGGCGCAAUGAACAGUCUAGGGGCCGGCGGCGAAGAAAGUCCCUAUUUGGUUAAUGCCGCUAAUGCCCUAACCUUCUGCCUCAUGGUUAUCUCCUGUUUCUUCUCCUCUGUCCUCGUUAAGUAUAUUGGUAUAAAAGCCGCUCUCAUCUUUGGCACUAUCGGCUACGCCCCAUACGCCGCUGGACUCUACUGCAACAAUCGAUAUGGAAACGAAUGGCUUGUUCUCGUCGGCGCCGCUUUGUGCGGGAUUUCCGCCGGUGUUUUUUGGAUGGCUGAAGCAGCCGUCGCAUUGAGUUAUCCGGAACCCGAGAACCAAGGAAGAUUCCUAGGAUUAUGGUUAAGUUUCCGAGUUGGCGGACAGGUUUUGGGCGGCGUGAUUAAUCUAGCUCUUAAUGCGGAUAAUUCUGGUAGAGGCAAGGUAUCAUACAAUGUAUAUCUUAUAUUCAUCGCGUUACAAGCCCUUGGACCUUUUGCAGCAUUACUCCUCACACCACCUGAAAAGGUUCAACGAACUGACGGAGUCAUCCCAAAUCUUCGCAUUUCGGAAUCUAGCUGGAGGGAAAUAAAACUUACGUCGAAAUUGUUUAUAAGUAAAUAUUUUUUGUUGCUGGUGCCGCUUAUUGCGCAGGGAGUUUAUAGCGAGGCGGUUAUGUUUACUUAUGAAUCUGUGUGGCUCAGUGUGAGAGGAAGAGCAUUGGGUUCGUUUCUUUCCGGGAUUGUGGCAAUGAUUUCGGGUAACUUGUUGGGCGCAUUUUUGGAUCGGGAGAAGUGGCCGUUGAAAAAAAGAGCGAGAUGGUCUUUUGUGGUAAUUUUAGGGUUACAGGGUGUUUGGUGGAUAUGGGGAACUGUCCUCGUGACACACUACUCGGGUCAGAAUCCGCUACCAGUAUUUGAUUGGUCUGAUGGUGGAGCAUUCGUGAGGACAUUUUUAGUAUUUCUAGGAUGGGUUUCCGGAUUUCAAAUCAACUAUUUAUUCCUAUACUUCCUCAUUGGAAAUCUCGCUAGAACCGCCGAAGAAGUCAUAAGAAUCGCAGCACUACUUCGAGGAACGGAAUCAGCUGUUCAGGCCGUUAGUUACGGGUUAAAUAGCAUCACAGUAAUGGGUAAUGUUGGAGGUGUAUAUCUCAAUUUUGGCCUUUGGGGAUUGGCGCUCAUUCCUGGGUGGUUGGUGGUGAAGGAGAUUGGGGUUAGUCUUGGGAAUAAUAAGAUUGCAAGGGAGAGGGAGGUUUUGGAGAGAUCUUAA